GCGGCGGGGGCUGCGGCCGCGGGACCCACACCCGGGCCGGGCGACGAAGCCACUUCCGGCCCCCGAGCCCCCGGGGCGGGGACAGCGGCCCGGGCCGCGUCGGCCUCGCGGGUUGGGCGACGGGCGUCCGGGGUGUGGCCGUCGCGCAGCCCUCCUCCCGGGCCGCCCCGGGCCCCGCCGCUCGCCCCACGUCUCGCUCCCGGCCCGCCGCGCAGCCAGCUUCCCGGCCAUGGCCCAGCAGGAGCGCACGUUCAUCGCCAUCAAGCCGGACGGCGUGCAGCGCGGCCUCGUGGGCGACAUCGUCAAGCGCUUCGAGCAGAAGGGGUUCCGCCUCGUGGCCAUGAAGUUCCUGCGGGCCUCUGAGGACCUCCUGAAGCAGCACUACAUUGACCUGAAGGACCGCCCCUUCUACCCGGGGCUGGUGAAGUACAUGCACUCCGGACCUGUUGUGGCCAUGGUCUGGGAGGGACUGAAUGUGGUGAAGACAGGAAGAAUGAUGCUCGGGGAGACCAACCCAGCAGAUUCUAAGCCAGGCACCAUUCGUGGGGACUUCUGCAUUCAAGUUGGCAGGAACAUCAUUCAUGGUAGUGAUUCAGUAAAAAGUGCAGAGAAAGAAAUCAGCCUAUGGUUUAAGCCUGAAGAGUUGGUUGACUACAAGUCCUGUGCUUUUGACUGGAUUUAUGAAUAAAAGAUGGACACAGCAUUAGUUCCCUUUGGCACCACUUUAUAUGUCCCUGGACAUAGCUCUUCAUUCCAGUGACUUGGAAGUAAUAGAAUCAAUCUUUCUUUUCUAAAACGUACUUAACCAAUAAAGCCUUUGGAAACUGG
Nyctereutes procyonoides (raccoon dog) is the source of this 828-nucleotide messenger RNA. Its product is annotated as nucleoside diphosphate kinase B. Gene Ontology annotation, molecular function: nucleoside diphosphate kinase activity. The coding region runs from base 230 to 688 and encodes 152 amino acids. The record is from RefSeq and is a predicted model, not a curated record. Gene Ontology annotation, biological process: GTP biosynthetic process; CTP biosynthetic process; UTP biosynthetic process. The transcript is spliced from 5 exons. Lineage: Eukaryota; Metazoa; Chordata; Mammalia; Carnivora; Canidae.